Molecule: messenger RNA, 960 nt
Organism: Phaeoacremonium minimum UCRPA7
Lineage: Eukaryota; Fungi; Ascomycota; Sordariomycetes; Togniniales; Togniniaceae
Product: putative alpha beta hydrolase fold protein
Exons: 2
Coding region: 1-960 (319 amino acids)
Molecular function (GO): hydrolase activity
Source: RefSeq, a predicted model, not a curated record
AUGUCGACGCCAGCCCGAAAUCCCUUGCCCACGCUCUUUACUAUCCACGGCGGUGGAUUCUGCCUUGGCGCGCCGCGCGACGAUGACGAAUGGAACCGCGCCUUCGCAGACAGAUACGGUGUUCAGGUCGUUGCUCUCUCGUAUACGAAGGCGCCGAGUGGCCCAUUCCCAACUGCCCUCCACGAUCUUGAAGCUCUCUACCUCGCUGUCGUCGCCGAUGCCUCGAUUCCGACCGACAACCGCACAGCACUGCUGGGCUUCAGCGCUGGAGGCAACCUAGCCCUGACGCUGUCCCAGUUACCUACAAUACAAGAAUGCACGGCCCCCCCACGAGCUGUCACGAGCGUGUAUGGGUGUCUAGACCUAAGUCUACAUUCAGGGGUCAAGACCGGCAGCAGACAAUACAAACCUACUUUGUCGCCACCCAGGAACAGCCGCAAGGACGCGCUGCUCGACCUAGUGGCGGUCUUUGACUGGAGCUACAUCCCAUACGGCCAGGAGCUGCGCGACCCGUUGCUAUCGCCCGCGUAUGCGCCGCGAUCCGCCCUCCCGCCGUAUGUGUGUAUUGUGGCGGCCGAGCUGGACAUGCUGGCACAUGAGUCGUGGCGCAUGGCUUGCCGCCUUGCAAAUGAGGAGCAGGCUGCCCGAGGACUCUCGCCGGCGCGCAGGCUCCCAGAUGCGACGUCUACAGACAAGAACUUACGGCUUGUUGGGCGGGAACAGCCGGCGAAAAGCAAGGGCAAGCUGGAGACCAACAAUGAGCGGUUUGGCUGGGAGGAGAGGUGGGAUGGCAGCGGGAUCAAGUGGCUGCUCGUUCCGGAUGUGACCCACGGAUUCGAUAAUGUUCACAUUAGGGAGUUGAUGGGCGGGAAGGAGAGCAUUAGAGACGCUGAGGCCAAGACCGAUGCGUACUGCAGGGUGGUGGCAGAGUGGUUGUUGGACGUUGUGUGGAAAACCUAA